GAACACUUCACACGGUCUCUUUUGACCUUUGUGUUCAGAGGAAGAAGCCACGACAACUAAGCUCCCAGAUCUUCACAGUAACUUAGAGCUGAGUCAGCCGGAAAGAUGGGACUCUCAUCGGGUCUCCUGGCCUCCCUGUUAUGCCUGGGGUUCAUGACCCAGGGCUUGGCCGACGAUGGGAUAGAGCAAUGUAGCUGCGCGGCCGAGCACGGAUCCUUCCACGACCAUCACGCCAUGCUCCUGGACGGGUCCCGCAACGUCAGCCUGGCCGAGUACCGGGGCACGACUCUCCUGGUGGUGACCGUCUCCACCUACAGCAGGUGGGCCGAGCAAUACGUCGGUCUGAAUGCACUCAAGAACAAAAUGGUCAACGAGAACGGACACCGGUUCGAGAUCCUGGGGUUCCCCACCAACAACUUUGGGUUAAUGGAGCCUGCUAAAAAUGAGGAGAUACUGAACGGGAUCAGGUACGUCCGCCCGGGGAACAACUACGUCCCGAAUUUCACCAUGUUCCAGAAGGGAGACUGUAACGGGGAGAACGAACAGUCACUCUUCACGUAUCUAAAGAGCUGCUGCCCCCACACCUAUUGGCUCUUGGGCGACCCAGAACGACUCUACUGGACUCCGAUCAAGGUCAGCGACGUCCGCUGGAGCUUCGAAAAGUUUCUGGUGGAUCCGGAAGGGAGAGGAGUGAAGAGGGUGAGACCAGACGUGACGCCGGAGGAUCUGGAGCCUGUCAUCGACGAGUUCAUCCGGAGCUGGGACGCGGCGCACGGGGGUGCCACGUCGGGCGCCAGGAGCGUGCGGGACUCGGGGCUCAUGUCCUGGCUAGACGACAUCUGUAACUAACACAUUCCUGUAGGGCACAGCCUAAUAUUAGAGUCUCCUAUAUUCUAAUACAUAGAAAAUAUGUAAGAAAAAGGCUGUCUAAAGUCACCAAAAUCAAAUAGCCAGAACCAUUGCCUAUAAUUUUCAGCUCCAAAAUGCCAACAAAGAUACAGCUUCUUACAUUUACUUUUGCAAGCCAUCUAGAAAUCCUCAUUAUUCGCAGGUGUUAAAUGUACCCACAGGGCCAGAUAUAAUUUUUUUUCUCCGUUUCCUUCAACAUUACUAUUAUCUAAAGCUAUUAUAGCGGUCUAAGGAACAGUUUAAUAGAAGUAGAAGUAAUCACAUUGACAUUUCCUAGAGCCAUUCAGUUCUUCGAUAUUUGACUGUUAUAUGAAGAGAAAGUGCGUACUUUGGUAAACUGUUAUUCCUUGAGCCCGACAACUCUAUGACGAGGAGAACCAUAA
Branchiostoma floridae (Florida lancelet) is the source of this 1292-nucleotide messenger RNA. Its product is annotated as glutathione peroxidase-like. Gene Ontology annotation, biological process: response to oxidative stress. Lineage: Eukaryota; Metazoa; Chordata; Leptocardii; Amphioxiformes; Branchiostomatidae. Gene Ontology annotation, molecular function: glutathione peroxidase activity. The record is from RefSeq and is a predicted model, not a curated record. The transcript has 6 exons. Bases 106 to 849 code for a protein of 247 amino acids.